This is a messenger RNA of Helobdella robusta, 459 nucleotides long. RefSeq lists its product as hypothetical. Bases 1 to 459 code for a protein of 152 amino acids. The transcript has 4 exons. NCBI's taxonomy places the organism in Eukaryota, Metazoa, Annelida, Clitellata, Rhynchobdellida, Glossiphoniidae. The record is from RefSeq and is a predicted model, not a curated record.
AUGCCAAUUUUUGAAAGUGCAGGAACAUCCACUUCUACAAUUGCUACCACUGCUACUACAACUGCUGCUAGUAGAUCUACAAGUCUGAUUAAAUCCAGCACGAAAAAUACCACAGAUAACCUGGAUACAAAUUCUGAAGCAAGCAUAGAUACUAUACCUGCGACCAUCACAUGGCGACACCCAUUUUGCAGGGAUCACAUCAGCCAAAAUGUUGAUGGUAAGUCUGGCGAAACUACCUUGAUCAACCCCUCAGAUGGUGGGGAGUUUCUCAAUCGAACCCGAAAAAUGGAUUCUGAAUUGAAAGGAGUGAACGAUGCGGAGUUCAAAGUUGAUUUUGAUGUUAAACUAAAAGCUACAGGCGUGAAACUAUUAAAGGAGCAAGAUGACAAGUUGAGAAUAAAUUUCAAGAUAAAGGUAAACAGUACCGAUGCCGAUAUGCUACACGAAGAAGGAAAAUAA